Molecule: messenger RNA, 2317 nt
Organism: Phalaenopsis equestris
Lineage: Eukaryota; Viridiplantae; Streptophyta; Magnoliopsida; Asparagales; Orchidaceae
Product: probable methyltransferase PMT28
Exons: 8
Coding region: 132-1940 (602 amino acids)
Cellular component (GO): cytoplasm; endosome; trans-Golgi network
Molecular function (GO): methyltransferase activity
Source: RefSeq, a predicted model, not a curated record
UGCAGGCCGCUACACAUUCCGCUACAAUCCCCAACUCUGCUUUCUCCGUGGAUUCUGCUAACCCGUCUCUUUCGCUUAUCUGGAAUCUGCUUCCUCUUCUACACUUUCCGGCAGUAACUCCGGUUGGUCCCAUGGCCGGAGUUCGAUUCGGCCGUAACGCGAAACCCCGCGCUCCACUCAGCUUCUGCUUGAAAGUCUCUCUUGUAGUUCUCGUCGGCCUGUCCUUCUUCGUCGUCUGGUCCGUCUUCUCCUCACCCUCUUCCUCGGUCUCUACUAGACGUGACAACUUCGACGACAUCCAAAGGAGCCCUUCAGCUCGGAAUCAUUCCAUAGCUUCCAUAACUCCACCUCCCGCUCCGGCGAAGCCGAGCAGGAGCAGGAACGAGAGCGAAUCUUCGGUUCGCAAGGAAGAGAAGAAGGCAGUGGUCGAACAGAAGGCUGAUCCCAAGGCGAAUCCCGACGAGGAGCGUGCUGAGGGCGAAGAGGAAGUAGAAAUCGACGUUGAGGAUGGAGUGGAUGUGAAUCAGGAAGGGUAUAACGAUUCAUCUGGUGAGGAGAAUGAAAGCAAUAAUAACAGGAAGAAGAGUAAGAAGAAGAAUUUGGGGCCUUUGUUUGAUCCGAAAGCUAGGUAUGAGUGGAAGUUAUGCGGAGGUAGAAGCAAGCAGAGCUAUAUUCCUUGCAUUGAUAUGGAAGGACUCGGGGGAAGGAGGCACCAUGAAAGAAGUUGCCCUAGUGGGGCGGUGACAUGUCUGGUGCCUCUACCAAAGGGUUAUUCGGCUUCGGUGCCAUGGCCGGAGAGUAAAUCCAAGGUGCUUUUUGGGAAUGUAGCUCAUCCCAAGCUUUCUGCUUUUGUGAAGACGAAGAAGUGGGUGAAUAUUUCUGGGGAAUAUCUGACGUUUCCUUCCGGGGAGUCUGAGUUUAAUGGUGGAGUGCAGCACUAUCUUGAUUCAAUUGAAGAGAUGGUACCUGACAUUGAAUGGGGGAAGAACAUCCGCAUUUUAUUGGACAUUGGAUGUAGUGAUGCUAGCUUUGCAGGCACUCUUCUUGAGAAGGAUGUUUUAACUCUAUCUUUAGGUAUGAUGAGCGAUCAGAUAAACUUUGCUCAAGUUCUUCUUGAACGCGGCAUACCUGCUGUGGUGGGAAAUCUGGGCACACGGAGACUCCCAUUUCCUAGCAGCAUUUUCGAUGCUAUUCAUUGCAGUGGGUGCAAUAUACAUUGGCAUUCUAACGGUGGGCGGCUCCUUCUGGAGAUGAAUAGGAUACUACGUCCAGGAGGAUACUUUAUUAUGUCAUCUACACAUGGAGAUGCUGAAAGCGAAGUGGGCAUGUCAUCAUUGACAGCAUCAAUGUGUUGGAACGUGCUGGCUCAUAAGACCGAUGAAAUCAGUGAACUGGGCGUUAAGUUAUACCAGAGACCAGCGUCGAACGAGAUAUAUGACCUGAGAAGGAGAAAUGAACCAUCAUUCUUCCUUGGCUGUGUAAUUGCGAAAGAGUUUCUUUUUCAUCGAAGACCAUGCUGUUUAAUCAGCCAUGCUGUUCUAUUUGCAGCGGCUCUAAUACCUCAAAAGGUUUGGGUUAUGAAUGUAGUUCCUGUACAUGCUCCAAACACUCUUCCUAUCAUUUUCGAGCGCGGUCUGCUCGGCAUCUACCAUGAUUGGUGUGAACCAUUCAGCACUUAUCCGAGAUCUUAUGAUCUUUUGCACGCCGAUCACUUGUUCUCCCGCCUCAAGAACAGGUGCAAACAACCCAUCGCCAUUCUAGUUGAGAUGGAUAGAAUACUGAGGCCUGGAGGUUGGGUCAUCAUACGAGACAAAGCAGAGAUUUUGAAUCCCAUAGAGAAAAUAUUUAAAACAUUACACUAUAAUAUAACUCUGACAUUCACUCAGGACAGGGAAGGUAUUAUCUGCGUGCAGAAAACAAUCUGGAGACCGUUGGGAUGAAAUUUGUUUUGAAAAAUACUGUCUUGAUGAUCAUCAAUGGCGGCUUCUCAGCUUCUUCUUCAAUACACAACAGAGGCUUCUAGUAAUUUAUGUGCUGCAUUUUCUAAAGAAUAAUAUCGUGUAUCGUUUUGAUGUGCCACACUGUAUCAUUUCUGAUGACGGGCUAACUUUCAAUAUCACCAAGAUCAAUCAAUUCGCUCGUCAACAUCAGAUCGAUUGACGGUAUUCUACGAUAUACUACCCGAGAGCUAACUGUCUGUAAGAAAUGUUUGUUAUUGUAAAUGGGGUAUAAUCUCCCAUAUGUUUAAUCUUGAUUCAUUUAAGAUAUUGUUUCUUAUGUAUAAGUUAUAUUCAUUUCUUAUUGGUGCCUUUACAUA